Molecule: messenger RNA, 1183 nt
Organism: Rubroshorea leprosula
Lineage: Eukaryota; Viridiplantae; Streptophyta; Magnoliopsida; Malvales; Dipterocarpaceae
Source: the annotation of a GenBank genome assembly
AUAAGUCCAUGUUGCCCCUCUGAUGAAGCUGUCAGUCCAAAUUGCUGCUUAUGGAAUCAAGGUUACAUUUGUUAACACACAGUUCAUUCAUGCACAAGUCCAAGCUGCACAACCUGAGGAGCAGAAUCAUAUAACGCUAGUUUCAAUUCUAGAUGGCCUAGAAUCCGAAUAUGAUCGAAAAAAUGAAGCUAAGCUUGGCCAGCAGGACCAGGAACAGCUUGCAUUCGGAUUUCAUUCUACAAUGCUUAUUGAGGAUGGAAUACUAGACACAGAUGGCAAGAGAAAACUAGGAUCUACAGAUAUGCCGGCUUGGAAACAUAAUGAGCUUGGAUGGAGCUUCCCAGGUAAACCUCAGUUGCAGAAGUUUUUCUUUAGGCGUGGUUGUGAAGACAUCGGAAUACUCAAGAAUUCAGGUUGGCUUCUUUGCAACACAUUUUAUGAACUUGAUCCACCUGGUUGUAAUUUGAUUCCAAGUAUCUUAUCUAAUGGUCCAUUACUACCAAGCACUCAUGUGACCCCUUUGGCUGGAAGGUUGAAUCCUGAAGACUCAACUUGGUUAGAUUGGCUUGACAAACAAGUCGCAGGGUCAGUUGUCUAUGAUGCAUUUGGAAGCACAGCAAAAUUAAGCCAACUACAAUUAGAGGAACUAGCCAUUGGCCUUGAACUCACAGGAAAUCAUUUUCUGUGGGCUGCUCGAUCAGAUUUUGUGAAUGGAAUGAAUUCUAAGUUUAUGCAUUAUGUGCAAAUAUUUGACUCGUUUGAAAGGUCUGUCAGCCUCAGUCGCAACAACUUAUUAGCCUGCUGCUCCAAUGUGGCCUGCACCACUACACAGUUAGAUGAUACAAAGAAAACUGCUACCUUAACAAAUCUCACGUUCUUGUCAUGGCAAAAGUCGUUUCUAGUAAUGGAAGUGGCAAAGGUUGAUCAGGGACCAGUUAUUCUUGUUAUAAUGUCAAGAGGAGGUUUUGACAAUGCUGUUGCCAAGAAUGACAGUAAUAAGAUCGUAACUGUACUUUAGGUUGCCUACCUGGGAUAUAGUCAUAUCAGCCAGUGAUGCUGCCAUUGCAGAAGUUAUUUUUGGCUAUUAUAAUCCAUUUUAAGUCAUUCACAGUCCUUAUCAUGGGAAUUCGAUUCAUUGAUUAUGAUUGUUUUAAAUGUCAAAGACUGCCAACCACCUGGUAUC